Thalassophryne amazonica is the source of this 2486-nucleotide messenger RNA. RefSeq names its product ferredoxin reductase (gene fdxr). Gene Ontology annotation, biological process: ubiquinone biosynthetic process. The transcript is spliced from 12 exons. Gene Ontology annotation, cellular component: mitochondrion. Lineage: Eukaryota; Metazoa; Chordata; Actinopteri; Batrachoidiformes; Batrachoididae. The record is from RefSeq and is a predicted model, not a curated record. The coding region runs from base 512 to 1990 and encodes 492 amino acids.
CAACUGGCCAGGUAUGACGUCAAUCAUGCUAGGGCACGCCCAGUAAUCCCAAAGUGAUUCUCCAGCCUAUCGAGUAGAAUAUAAUGAUCCACGGUAUCAAAUGCAGCACUGAGAUCUAACAGCACUAGAACCGUAGUGGUGUCCAAUAUAUUCUAUUCUAUUCUAUUAUUGUGUUGUAUUUAUAUUGCUGUGGAACUGACGUGAUGAUUGUGCGUUUUGCUCGGACUCUUUUGGGUGAGGCACAAGCUGCAGCAGCUGAGGCGAGACAGACUUUUUUGAGUUAAAGUAAAAAAAAAAAAAUGUGACAGACAAUAUUUUUCAGAUGAAAUAAGCGUAUUUUAGGAACCCGUUAUGAUCGCGCUAGCUGUUAGCUGCUAGUAGAAAAUAGCUUGAUAAAUCGUUGGUGUUUUUUUUUUUUCCUUUAAUUUUUCCUUAGGUUUUGUUGAUUUUCUCAUUUUAUUUACAUUUUAUUGUUAAAAGUUCUCCGUUUGUGAGUGAAAUUUAAAAGCAAAUGGGCGCUUUUAAACUCCUGCUUUGCGAGCUGAAGGUUUGGACUUUAGGAAGGACGAAACUUCAUCAAGGAGCAUCUGGAUGUGGACGAGCACAGUUUUCCUCAUGCAGGCCAAAGGUCUGCAUAGUUGGCAGCGGGCCUGCAGGUUUCUACACAGCACAACAUUUAAUAAAGGCACGCCAAGAGGUUGAGGUGGACAUUUAUGAGCGGCUUCCUGUCCCCUUCGGCCUGGUCAGAUUCGGGGUGGCCCCUGAUCAUCCUGAAGUCAAGAACGUCAUCAACACUUUUACGCACACGGCCAAACAUUCCCGCUGCAGUUUCUAUGGAAAUGUGGACGUUGGGAAGGACGUGAGCGUCGAAGAACUGCGGCAGAACUACCACGCUGUGGUUCUGAGUUAUGGUGCGGAAGGAAACAGGAAGAUGGGAGUACCAGGAGAAGACUUAGCUGGUGUUUACGCUGCCAAAGACUUUGUGGGCUGGUACAACGGACUGCCCAGCUGCCAAGAGUUGUGUCCAGACCUGAGCUGUGAGACGGCAGUCAUCUUGGGACAGGGGAAUGUAGCAUUAGAUGUGGCUAGAAUUCUUCUGUGUCCAGUUGACAUUUUAAAGAAAACUGAUAUUACUCAGCCGGCUCUGGAGGUCCUGGCCGAGAGCCACGUCCGCAACGUCCUGAUCGUGGGCAGGCGAGGACCCACACAAAUUGCUUGCACAAUCAAGGAGCUUCGAGAAAUGGCCACCCUGCCUGGCAUCAGACCUGAGAUGGCAGCAGCUGAUUUUGAGGGUGUUUCAGAAGCUCUUAAAGAUCUUCCGAGGCCGAGGAAGCGUCUGACGGAGCUCCUGCUGAAGACGGCGCUGGAGACUCCUGGAGAAAAGGAGGAGGAGAAGCGGAGCCAGGCCUCCCGCGUCUGGGGUUUUCAGUUCUUCCGAAGCCCCGUGGCGGUCCUGUCUGCUCCUGGUCACCACAGAACCGCCGGCAUCCGCCUGGCAGUGAACAGGCUGGAGGGUUCGGGGGAAGGCGCCCGUGCGGUCCUCACCGGGAAGGUGGAGGAGCUGACCUGCGGCCUGAUUAUUAGCAGCAUUGGGUACCAGAGCCUCCCCAUUGACCCGUCAGUGCCCUUCGACUCGCACCAGGCUGUUGUGCCAAACAUGAACGGUCGCGUGCGAGAUGCUGCAGGUUUGUACUGCAGUGGCUGGCUGAGGACAGGCCCCACUGGGGUGAUAGCCACCACCAUGAACAACGCCUUUGACACUGCACACUCUGUACUCCAGGACGUGGACUCGGGGACUUUGGACGUAUCUGUGACCAAGUCUGGGUCCAAAGGGGUCGUCUCCCUGCUGGAAAACAGAGGAGUGAAGCCUGUCACCUUCUCCGACUGGGAAAAAAUCAACGGUGUGGAGACUAGGAGAGGUGAAGCUGCAGGAAAACCUCGAGAAAAACUGCUCAGCGUGGAGGAGAUGCUGCAAGUGGCCCGAACAUAAACCGAGGCCGACUGCUGUGUAUAAAUAUGUAUGACAACUGAACACAGCUGUUAAUAAAAAUAAUUAAAUAUGACAUCACGGAGCACUCAGCAUGAUGACGAUGAUGAUGGCACUUACUGUUUUUAGUUACCGUGUUAAUCAGGAAGGGACGGACUUGUUCAUUUAUCUGUAUAUUCAUUCAUCCAUUCACUGAGUUUACAGGGUACAAGUUCAGGCUUUCACCAAAGUCUGAGGAAAAGCACUUGAAAGUUGGUUUCAGUCUCAAAAAUACAAAAAAGUAAAUAAGGGGUAAAUUAUGACAUUAAUGCUUUUGCACUGUUUUAACAUGUUUUUAUUGUAUUGUAAAUGUUCGCUGUUUAUUUCAUGUGUUCCACACGUGGUUCCACAUCUUGGCAGGUUUUUUUUAAUGCAGUCUGUGGGCUGAUUUUUGACACUAAUGGACCAAAAACAUAAAUUUGCUGAAAAUUUUGUGAAUGACAGCUGAUUUUAUACGUGU